Gossypium arboreum is the source of this 2911-nucleotide messenger RNA. Its product is annotated as pentatricopeptide repeat-containing protein At4g04790, mitochondrial. Gene Ontology annotation, molecular function: protein binding. The record is from RefSeq and is a predicted model, not a curated record. The transcript is spliced from 16 exons. Lineage: Eukaryota; Viridiplantae; Streptophyta; Magnoliopsida; Malvales; Malvaceae. The coding region runs from base 108 to 2717 and encodes 869 amino acids.
CUAUUUAUAUACUUAUUAUAACUCAAAUUUUAAGAUGCUCGCAAAAGCCCAAACCCUUUCACCUUCAGCCUUCAGCCUUCAUGUGAGCUCCAAAACCUCUGUAUCAAAUGACCGCUUCUAAAGCCAAAACCCUUAGCUCCUUAUUUAAAACCGCCGUUAAAAAGGCCACUAAAGAGUCCUCCUCUUUACCCUCCGGUGACAAACCCCUAAAACAGUUCGUCUUGUCGCUUGACACCUCAUCAGCCCCAUCCUCAUCCCCAUCCACAUCAUCCGGUUCAUUCAGAAUACGUUCACCUCAACCUACCAAGAAUCCCGCCAAUGAUGGUAGCCUUCACAGCUGGUUGCUACAACCUGCUUCAGCUUCUGAGAAUUCAAUCGGGGGGUUCACAGAUGAGCUACAUUCUAUAUUAUGUACUGGUCCUGCAGAAAGUUCAAAGGAUAUCGAAAAAAUGAUGGAUAAUGGGAGUUCUUUAGGGAGAGUAUUAAACAUACCCUGGCUUUCAAAUGCGUCUAACUAUAACAUAUCCUUUAGGAGGAAAGAACUUUCACGUGAAAGGAAGCAGAAAUGGGUGUUCAAGAAAACCCAGUCUGGUCGAUUUAAUCGGUUAAUAAAGAUGUGUGGAGAUAAAUUGGGCACAAAAGCUACUAUAGAGUUUUUUGAUAAAAUGGGAAGAGAUACUGGUUUGAAAGAGUACAAUGCUCUAAUAGCAGUUUGCCUGGAGAAGGCUAGGACCAGCAAUGAUGAAGAUGAUGCUUUAGAACAUAUGUCUGAGGCUUUUAAGACUUUUAAGAAAAUGAGGGAACGGGGAUUUCAGGUAGAGGAGGGCACAUACGGUCCAUUCCUUAUGUAUUUUAUUGACAUGGGUAUGGUAGAAGAGUUCUUUUUUUUCUGUGGACCUAUCAAAGAAGGGAAUCCGAGUUCUGUUACUAGGUUAGGUUACUAUGAGAUGCUGUUGUGGAUAGGAGUCAAUAAUGAAGAAAAGAUCCAAGAACUUUGUAAUUGUAUUGUAGCUGCCGAUGAGGAAGAUGAUUUUAAAUUAAAAGAAAAUUAUUUGUUAGCACUUUGUGAAAGUGGAAGGAAGGACAUCAUGCAACUUUUAGAGGUUAUUGAUAUAACAAGAAUUUCAUCUGUGAACGUAGCUGCAAAUAUAUUUGAAUCAUUGGGGAGGCUAUCAUUUGAUUCAUUUGCUGAGAAAUUCCUUUGGACGUUAAAAAACAAUGAUUACAAAAUGGCUGAUAUCUCAAGGGUCAUCUUUAGUUAUGUCAGUGCCAUUCCUAAUUUAGCGGUUGAGGAUUUGUUUUUGAAAUUCAAAAGCUUGCACAUGAAAUUCGAGAUAACACCUUCAUCCGCAUCAUAUGAGAAGCUUAUUACCUAUUGCUGUGAUUUACACAAGGUACAUUUUGCUCUUGACAUAGUUGACCAGAUGUGUGAAGAGGGUUUGAGCUUGUCUAUAGAGAUGCUACAUAGCAUAUUGCAUGCUAGUGAAGAAAAUUAUGAGUAUAAUUUGGUUCGGCGAAUUUAUUCUUUGAUUGGCUGCCAUAAUGUGAAGCCCACCAGGGAGACUUUCAGGAGUAUGAUAAAUUUGUCCGUGAAAAUGAAAGAUUUCAACGGAGCAUAUGCAAUGCUUGAUGACUUGAAGAAAUUAAAUAUCCCACCCACAUCUACUAUCUAUAAUACUAUACUUGCAGGAUACUUUCGAGAGAGCAACAUUAGUGGUGCCAUGAUGGUACUCAAGCAAAUGGAAAGUGAAGAUGUAAAACCAGAUUCUCAUACUUAUAGCUAUCUAAUAGCCAACUGCAAUUGUGAAGAGGAUAUUACAAAGUACUACAAAGCAAUGAUGGCUGCUGGAAUUCAAGUCACAAAGCAUAUUUUUAUGGCACUUAUAAAUGCAUAUACAGCUUGUGGGCAAAUUGAGAAGGCAAAACAGGUAGUCUUAGACAAAGGGAUACCUUUUAAUAGCCUGAACGAGAUCAAAGGUGCACUUGCAUCAGCCCUUGCUUGUAGUGGGAUGAUGCCUGAUGCAUUAAAUAUUUACAAGGAAAUCAAGCAAAAUGGGGGCACUUUGGAGCCUAAACCUGUUAUCUCUCUCAUUGAGCAUUUUACUUCUGAGGGAGAUGUGAAUAUAUUAGUUCAACUAUUGGAGGAAUUACAUGAUCCAGACUAUUGGUUUGAUGGCUGUUGCAGAGCAGUUGUACAUUGUGUUACAAAUAAGCACUUAAGAUUGGCUCUUGAAUUGCUCAAGCAGCUUAAGGUUGAGUUUCAUAAGGAUGAUUUGGCUUUGGAUGCUGUUUUCGACGAGGUAUUCAGUGUAAUUGCAGAGAGGCAGCCAAACGAUUUACAGAUUGGCCUGGCUUUGCUUCAAGCCAUGAAGGACGAAAUAGGCCUUACUCCUUCUCGUAAAAGUCUUGAUUUUCUCCUUGCUUCUUGCGUAAACGCUAAAGAUUUACAGAGCUCUCUUCUAAUUUGGAGAGAAUACCAGGCAGCUGGCCUUCAUUGCAACGUUUUAACAUUCCUGAGGAUGUAUCAAGCCCUUUUGGCUUCAGGGGAUCCCAAGUCUGCAAAGACUUUGCUGACUAAAAUUCCAACAGAGGAUCCGCAUGUUCGAUGCAUUAUCAAGGCAUGUCAAAUGACUUACGUUCAGUCUACCUCGAGCAAGAUGAAGAAGCAGAAGGUACAGAAGAAGAAUAAAACUUGGAAUACAACCCCCAUGAAAUAGUUAGUAAAAGCAUGAAGAACCUAGAGGAAUGGAUGAUUAGGUCUCUGAGUUAAAUCUGUAAACCAUGCCCUUGAUUAAGGGCAUUGCACACAAACGAAAUCCUUGAUUAAUGCCAUUGAUAUGGAUGCUCAAAUAUUAAAGGUUUUAGCAACAAAUUGAAGCAAUGAAAAACCUUACUUCGGAAGCAUGGAAAA